Molecule: messenger RNA, 627 nt
Organism: Drosophila subpulchrella
Lineage: Eukaryota; Metazoa; Arthropoda; Insecta; Diptera; Drosophilidae
Product: protein FAM170B-like
Exons: 3
Coding region: 1-627 (208 amino acids)
Source: RefSeq, a predicted model, not a curated record
AUGGAUGUUGUGGAUUUGCCAGUUGGAAGCUGCUAUAUAAGCCUGGUUGAGCGGAUCCUACUGCAGCGGCUCCCGCAACAGCGGAUCCGACAGCAGCGGCUCCUGCAACAGCGGAUCCAACAGCAGCGUCCCCAACAGCAGCGUCCCCCACAGCAGCGUCCCCAACAGCAGCGUCCCCCACAGCAGCGUCCCCCACAGCAGCGGAUCCUACAGCAGCGUCCCCCACAGCAGCGUCCCCCACAGCAGCGUCCCCCACAGCAGCCGAUCCGACAACAGCCGAUCCUACAACAGCCGAUCCUACAACAGCCGAUCCUACAACAGCCGAUCCAACAACAGCGUCUCCCACAGCAGCGUCCCCCACAGCAGCGUCCCCCACAGCAGCGUCCCCCACAGCAGCGUCUCCUACAGCAGCGUCCUCGACAUCGAGCAGCACUAAUACAGCAACCAACAACCCCACCUCUACCUCUACCACGACCACGUCUACUACUGAGAAAACCACUGUUACGGAGGCUACUAAAAGGAGGGCAGAACAUAAAACACGCUACAAACACACCAAAUCCAAGAAGAAUCCUUCUAUACCAACCAAACUACCCGAUUCCACCGAACUAUGAAAACAUCGCGGCCUAA